AUGGCAUUGAGCGAUCUCGUACUUGAUUUUUACGAGAUAACCAAUGCAAGUCGAGUUGAUAUGAGUGAUUUUGAAUUACUCAAAGUACUCGGCACGGGAGCAUAUGGAAAAGUAUUUCUCGUGCGAAAGAUAACCGGUGCCGAUCUCGGUAAACUAUAUGCCAUGAAAGUGCUGAAGAAAGCGGCCAUUUUACAAAAGGCGAAAACGGCUGAACAUAUUAAAACCGAACGACAAGUUUUAGAGUCGAUUCGCCAGAUUCCAUUCUUAGUUUCACUUCAUUAUGCUUUUCAAAGCGACGCCAAACUUCAUCUUGUUAUGGAUUAUGUCAAUGGAGGAGAAUUAUUCACACAUCUGAAUAAACGACAGCAUUUUGCUGAGCACGAUGCAAAAAUCUAUAUUGCAGAAUUAGCACUUGCCCUUGGGCAACUUCACAAACUCGGCAUUAUUUAUCGUGAUAUCAAACUUGAGAAUAUUUUACUGGAUAGUGACGGACAUAUUGUACUAGCCGAUUUCGGUUUAAGCAAAGAGUUUCGACCGGAUGAUGCGGAUAAAAGAACAUAUUCAUUCUGUGGAACGAUUGAAUAUAUGGCACCGGAAGUGGUGAAAGGUGGUGAUGCGGGACAUGAUUUUACGGUUGAUUGGUGGAGUCUCGGCGUUUUGACAUUUGAACUGUUGACUGGUGCGUCACCAUUUACUGUCGAUGGUGAUAAAAAUACUCAACCGGAAAUUUCAAAGCGAAUUUUGAAAAAUCAACCUUUGAUACCCAACCAUAUAUCGAAAGUGGCCAAGGACUUUAUUCUUAAACUCUUAAUGAAAAAUCCUAAACGUCGUCUAGGUGCUAAAGGCUUAGAAGACAUCAAACGUCAUCCAUUCUUUGGGCCAGACAUCGACUGGGACGCGAUUGCGCAGAAACGUGUUCAGGCACCAAUUAAACCUAAAAUAAAAGACGAAAUGGAUACCAGUAAUUUUGCCGAUGAAUUUACUCGAUUGCCCUUAACGGAUUCACCAGGUUUGGCUCCGCCAACGGAAAGUCUUUUCCGAGGUUAUUCGUUCAUUUCCCCAACGGUUCUUUUCGGUCCAGAGAAUGCAGUUAAUGAAGAUUUAUAUAAUCUUCUUCGUCUAACCAAUCAUCAAAGACCUGAUCCCUCUCAACUUCAUCGAUUGAUUAAAACAAGUCCUUUUUUUCAAAAUUACGAAUUAAUCGAUCGCGAAGGUUUUCUCGGUGAAGGAAGUUUCUCUAUUUGUCGUCGGUGUCGAAAUCGUCGAACACAAGAAGAAUUCGCUGUUAAAAUCGUUUCACUACGACAGGAAGUGGACACCUAUAACGAAAUCGAACUAUUACGUCUAUGUCAAGGACAUGCAAACAUUGUUAAAUUACACGAAGUAUUCACUGACGAGCUACAUACAUAUAUCAUCAUGGAAUUGUUGACAGGUGGCGAACUGUUCUAUCGAAUCCGUACCCAAGCUUCGUUUUCUGAAAAAGAAGCGAGUCAAUUGAUGAAAAAACUUGUUUCCGCUGUUAAUUUCAUGCAUAGCAAUGAUCUAUGUCACCGAGAUCUCAAGCCUGAGAAUUUACUAUUCUCCUCACCGAAUGCAAACGCAGAAAUUAAAAUCAUCGAUUUUGGUUUUGCUAAGAAACGCACGAAACAUCAACCGAUGACAACACCGUGUGGAACACUUCUAUAUACUGCACCUGAAGUUCUUCGUGCGGCUACAUCAUUUAAAGAUUCUCAAUCUUCAUGUUUAUCAACGUCAUCUUCAUCAUCAUCUAUAAGUACAACGACAGCUCUCGUUCCUGUAAUAACAACAAUACAUUCAGGUGCAACAACAUAUGGUUAUGAUGAAUCGUGUGAUCUUUGGUCGCUUGGUGUGAUUCUGUAUACAAUGUUAAGCGGAGAAGUGCCAUUCAAUUCAAUAGCUGCUCAUCGAACAGCUGAAGAGAUUGUUGAAGAUAUAACACGGUCGAAACUAUCGUAUAAUUCUCCUGGAUGGAGGAACGUUUCACAAGCAGCAAAAGAUCUUGUUAAAGGCAUGGAAAAUUUCGGUUUACUAACGGUUGAUCCAUCGAAACGAUUAACAAUCAAAGAUUUAACAAGGAACACAUGGCUUCGCAGUUCGAGUACUACCACAAUACUUGAUCAUCCUCAACUUCUACUGACUCCUAGCAUACUUUCACAAGCAUCUCGAUCGUUGAUUGUUCGAGCAGUUAAUGUCACAAUGCGUGCAUUUCAAAAAGCUGGUCAAUUUCAACUUUCAUCUGUCAACGACGGAGUUCUUGCCCGACGCCGUUAUACGAAAAAGUCAACUGAUUCUUGUUCGUCGACAUCCAGUUCGACAACGACUUCGACAGCUGCUGUUGUUCCCACUGGUAUUCCGCCGUCAACAUUGCCACAUACCCGUCGUUUAUGUGGUAAUGGUGUAUGUCGAUGUCGGCAUGCGCCAUGUCCGCCAACGAAUGAUUCGUCUUCUUCGUCCUCAUUUGAUUUCAGCGACGAACGACUCUCGCAGCUGAUUGAUCAGUACCCUUUAACAACAACAACAACAACGACGACAACUAGUCCUCCGAAACGUUAUGGAAUGACAUUAAGAUCACGUGGAAUUGCAGCUCCAAGCGGUAUCACACAUGAAUUUGCGUCUCCAGCUCCGCCACCACCAUUACUUGUACCCUCUCUAUCUUCCUCAUCGUCUUCCUCUUCUAUAAUAGCCGACGUACCCUCAUCAGUAAAUCUGACUGGUGAAAAACGUCCGUUGACAUCGCCAAUUAAUCAUUUAGUAGCACCGGUUCAUAAAAAACUGAAACGAUCAGGCACGAUAACGAUCGAUGAUUAG
Molecule: messenger RNA, 2829 nt
Organism: Adineta ricciae
Lineage: Eukaryota; Metazoa; Rotifera; Eurotatoria; Adinetida; Adinetidae
Source: the annotation of a GenBank genome assembly